AUGAUGGAUCUUGGGUAUGAGGCGACUCCGCCACCUUCCGCCGGAAAGGAUUGGGUCAGCUUCUGGAACUUCGUGGACCGAGCUCCCCCUCUCGAAGCUGAAUCGGUCCCCCGCGAUAUCUUGGUCGUGGGUGCCGGCAUUGCAGGCAUUGCCGUUGCCCUGGCCCUCUCGAAGGAAUUGACGCCCUUUGUCCCCGAUCUCCGGAUCAACGUCUAUGAACGGCACGACAUCCUUUCCACAUCCGGCGGUGCUAUCAACCUCACCCCCGUUGCUCAGCGCCAUCUGGAUCGCUUGGGUGUCCUCGACGAGCUGGACAAGCUGGGACCGGAGUCUGGCACCGAUGUAGAUGCUAUCCAGCUGUUCUCCAGCCGCUCGGGACGCUCCCUCGGCGCCAUCAACUUUACUGAUGACAAUGGAAACGGAUUUGGUGGGUAUAAGGGCCGCAGAGUGAUGCGUAUCAUCCUGUCCUUGGCCAUGUUGAAAGUUGUCGAGCGCACUAAGAACGUCAAUGUGGUCUUUGGCAAGAAGCUGGUCCGCGGCAAGGAGUCAAAAGACAAGGCCGUCCUAUACUUUCAAGAUGGCACAACGGCCACCGGGGACCUCGUUCUUGGUUGCGAUGGGGUCCACUCCAACGUCCGCACCCAAUGGGUCUCUCCCGAGCACCCGUCCGAGUACACUGGCAUCUCAUUCGUCCAAACCAUGAUUGAUAGCAAAGACAUCAAGGCCCCUGUUCAUUUCCGCUCCACCUCGAUGAACAUUUCCCGUCAUGGCUCUUUGCUCGCCAGUUACUGUGAUCGAGAUCAUACUCAAAUCUUCGUUGCCGCCAUCGUGCAGUUCCGGGAGGAGCUCCUGUCGCACUACAAGAUUGAGCCGGGUCAGGAUUGGCGGCGCACCGCGGCUAUCAAAGAUGCCCUUUGCCAAGAGAUGCGGGACCGUUUCGGCCGGUCGGGCUUGCCGGCCAUCCGGGACAUGGUCAACAAGGCGGACGACUGGAUGCUCUAUCCUGUCUGGCAAGUUCGCCCGGGUGCACGCUGGUACCGUAACCGGGUCAUCCUCCUCGGUGACGCGGCGCAUGCAAUGCCGCCGCGUGAUGAAUCUGCCGCGUACGCCCUAGACGACGCCAUUCUCUUCUCGCGCAUCCUAGCGAAGCACCGCUACGAUCCUCUCCCUGUCGCCUUCAAGGCUUAUGAGGAUCUGCGACGAGGGACGGUCAAUGCCGCCUUCCAGGUGUCGCGGCGGAUGUGGGAAAAGAACCGUGACCUGGGCUUUUUGGAGGGCCGCCUGAAGGAGUGGACCAUGCCCAUGCAAGUCCGCAACGGCAAGGAAGCUCGCGAACACGCGUGGGGUUUCGAUGCGACCAAGGUGCAGCUCCCCGGACCGGGAGAUUCGACCUCGUCGCUGUAUUCAUCUGAAAAGGAGUUCCUAUAG
Messenger RNA from Aspergillus costaricaensis CBS 115574, 1428 nucleotides. Its product is annotated as FAD-dependent oxidoreductase. Lineage: Eukaryota; Fungi; Ascomycota; Eurotiomycetes; Eurotiales; Aspergillaceae. Gene Ontology annotation, molecular function: FAD binding; monooxygenase activity. The record is from RefSeq and is a predicted model, not a curated record. The transcript has 2 exons. The coding region runs from base 1 to 1428 and encodes 475 amino acids.